CAUGCUGACACAGUCACAGACCCUUUAUAUAGGCCUUGAUUUGGGGGAAAGCCUUCAAAAUAUCACGGGGAGGGAUCGGAACCCGAGAAAAUGGGUUCGCCAUUGCUACACUCUCUCUUCUUCACUCUGUUUCUGCUCUGCCUCUCAACCAAAGCAGAGGAUUUUGGUGCAACACAGAACCUCAAAGGAACAUGCAACUUUUUCCGUGGAAAAUGGGUCUAUGAUGCUUCCUACCCUCUCUAUGACCCUUCUACUUGUCCCUUCAUAGAUCCACAGUUCAAUUGCCAAAAACAUGGUCGACCAGAUAAAAUGUAUCAAAACUAUAGGUGGAUGCCAUUUUCUUGUCCCAUGCCAAGAUUCAAUGGAUUGAACUUCUUGGAGAGAUAUAGAGGGAAGAAGAUUAUGUUUGUGGGUGACUCAUUGAGCUUGAACCAGUUUAAUUCAUUGGCAUGUAUGAUUCAUGCUUGGGUGCCAAAGUCUAGGAGCACAUUCAGACAGAGGGAUGCUCUCUCCUCAGUCACAUUUGAGGAUUAUGGGCUUGAGAUAUAUUUGUACCGUACAGCAUACUUGGUGGAUCUUGAACGUGAGAAAGUUGGACGAGUUUUGAAGCUCGACUCUAUCAAGAACGGUGACUCUUGGAAUGGGAUGGACGUUCUGAUCUUUAACACGUGGCACUGGUGGACCCACACCGGAAAUGCACAACCGUGGGACUAUGUUCAGAUGAAUAAUAAGUUGUACAAAGAUAUGAACCGUUUUAUUGCAUACUAUAAAGGGCUAACAACAUGGGCAAAGUGGGUUGAACGAAACGUGAAUCCAGGGAAAACUAAGGUCUUCUUUUUGGGAAUUUCUCCUGUGCAUUACCAGGGGAAAGAUUGGAAUCAACCAACAAAGUCAUGUAUGGGUGAGAAACAACCAUUCUUUGGAUUGAAGUAUCCUGCAGGGACACCAAUGGCUUGGGUGGUGGUGAAGAAGGUGUUGAACAAGAUAACAAAGCCAGUGUAUUUCUUGGAUGUGACCACACUCUCACAGUACAGAAAAGAUGCACAUCCUGAAGGAUAUAGUGGGGUUAUGGCAACAGAUUGUAGCCAUUGGUGUCUUCCAGGCCUUCCUGACACUUGGAAUGAGCUUCUCAAUGCAGCUCUUUCUGCUUGAAAUAGUCAGUCAUAUAGAUUUAUUGAUUAUUAGGUCAACUUGUUAGAGGAAAACACAUUGUUUUCAGCUGUAGGAUAGAUAUUUAAUUUAUCAUUUUGCUUCUUGUAAUUGGGAAUAAAAGUGUUCCAUGCUCCAAAUUGUAAAUGUAGAUUUAUUUUA
Cajanus cajan (pigeon pea) is the source of this 1311-nucleotide messenger RNA. Its product is annotated as protein trichome birefringence-like 39. Gene Ontology annotation, cellular component: Golgi apparatus. Gene Ontology annotation, molecular function: O-acetyltransferase activity. The record is from RefSeq and is a predicted model, not a curated record. NCBI's taxonomy places the organism in Eukaryota, Viridiplantae, Streptophyta, Magnoliopsida, Fabales, Fabaceae.